CGGCGACGGUGGGUGUUUCGGCUUCAUGGGGACGUCAGCAGGAAGAUUCAGUGGGCCGAAUAGGAAGUCGGCAACGCACGUGUCGGCAUACGGGGAAGCCUUUUUUAGCUGCUCGGUUCCUGGUCGGUUAGAGCCAUGAGUCGUCCCGUAACUUGUGUUGCCUGGGUGUCCCAAGGUGUUACCAAGGAGACGCCCGACAAGGUACAACUUGACAAGGAAGAACUGAAGCGCUUGAUUACUGAAGCUAAAGACAGAUUGCAGACAGAAGAUGGUGAUGGUGAUGAUGAUGAUGGAGGUGGACAAGAAGAAACCUCAGGUGCCAUGGAUGUUGCUGAUGGUGAGGAAGCUAGCUCUGCUCCCAAAGAUGAAGACAAUGAUAAGCUAGAUAAUGAUGAAUUGGCAGAAUAUGACUUGGAUAACUAUGAUGAAGAAAAUGCAGGUACAGAGGGCAUUGGAGAGAUUUUUGCAGGGCUUGCAGUAUAUGGAACUAAUGAAAAUGAUCCAUAUAUCACUAUUAAAGAUACUGACCAAUAUGAAAAAGAAGACUUUGUGAUCAAGUCAAAUGACAAUCUUGUGGUAUGCGGCAGAGUAGAUAAGGACCACUGCAGUCUAGAAGUUCAUGUUUAUAAUCAUGAAGAAGAUUCCUUUUAUGUCCAUCAUGAUCUUAUUUUAUCUGCAUACCCCUUAAGUGUGGAAUGGAUGAACUUUGAUCCUAAUCCCAAUGAUUCUGCAGGAAAUUAUAUUGCUGUUGGCACAAUGAAUCCUGUUAUUGAAAUUUGGGAUCUUGACAUAGUGGACUCUUUAGAGCCAAUCUUUUCACUAGGAAAUAAGGCAAAAACAAAGAAAAAGAAACAAAAGAAGAAUUUAUCCAAAGAAGACCAUCAGGGACAUACUGAUGCAGUGCUUGAUCUUUCGUGGAAUAAACAUCUAAGAUCUGUCUUGGCAAGUGCCUCAGCUGACCAUUCUGUAAUUCUUUGGGACAUGUCCAAGGGCAAAACAGCAGCAACUCUUUCGCUUCACACAGACAAGGUGCAAACAUUGCAAUUUCAUCCAUUUGAAACACAGACUCUCAUUUCUGGCUCUUAUGACAAAUCAGCCAUUCUAUAUGACUGCAGAAGUCCACAGGACAACCAUAGAAUCUGGAGAUUUAGUGGACAAGUUGAAAGAGUGACUUGGAAUCAUUUUUCACCUCACCACUUCUUAGCUAGCACAGAAGAUGGAUUUGUGUAUUGUCUUGAUGCUCGUUCCCAUAAACCAGUCUUCACAAUGAAAGCUCAUGAUGAAGAAGUAUCUGGACUACACUUAAGUAGCCAAAUCAAAGGAUGUCUUGUAACAACAUCAUCUGAUAAAUGUGUGAAAAUUUGGGACAUCCUAGGAAAUAAGCCAUCUUUAGUCUAUUCCAGAGAUAUGAAAAUGGGUGCUCUGUUUUGUGCAGCUUGCUGUCCAGAUCUACCAUUUGUCUAUGCAUUUGGAGGAGAAAGGCAGGGACUACAGCUCUGGGACAUAAGUACUAUUUCUACAGUGAAUGAUGUUUUUGGAACUCGACAGAGGCUAACAGUUACCACAUCAGGUUCUGAAGGAAGUAAGUCUGCUAAUAGUAGUAGCAGCUAUGGGGAAGCUACAAUGGAAUCAUGAAAUAAGCAUAAUUUUUUUAUGAAGAUAUAAGUAAACCACUUUUUUACCUGCUUUUAAGGUCAUGUUACUUAAAACAUUUCUGACGUGUUAACCAGCUAGAAAUUGGAAUAUGUAAAACACAAAAACACUAGCAAUAAUAUAAUAAAAUAAAUUAAUUUUCUGAACAUAUUCAUUUGUAUUAAGAUAUACUUAGGCAUUCUGAUGUAUGUAACAGCUACUUAAUUCCUUUGACACUGUUUGUGGUUUAAAAGCUAUUAUUUAAAGGCCAGUUUUCUGAGAAUUUAAAGGACGCUCUCUACAUUGUGGAAGAUUUUAAAUGCAUUAUUAUUAACCAGGACUGGAUACCUUGUGAGAGCAUGAUUCUCUGAUCUUAUAUAAAUAUAUUAUAUUUAUAGUAUAGGCAUAUGCUAAUUAAUAACAUCCAGUCUGACAUAAAAAAUGGCUAAGAUUAACAAUAUUGAGAUUUUCUCUCCCCCCCUCCUUUCCAUUUGUAUUCAAUUCUUGGAGAUUGUUUGUUUUUUCAGAGGUAGUUUGCCAUUGCUUCCUUCCUAGGGCUCAGAGAAAGUGACUGGCUCAAGGUCACCCAUCUGGCUUUGUAUCCAAAGUGGGACUAGAAUUCAUGGUCUUCCAGUAUCUGAUGCCUUAAUUACUAUACCAUGGCUCUCAUCUCUUUGAUUCAGACCAUUAAUUUAAACAUACUUCUAGGAAAACCAUCAAUGUCAGUAUACUUAACAUUGACUGAAGUUCAUCACGUAUAGAUAAAUAAAUGGUUUAAUAAAGCAAAAAUGCUAUGAUGAAAAAACAAUUUCUAAUAUACUGGAAAAAAUUGAAAGGAGGGAAAAAAAUAACGAGUACACACAUUAAAAAGCAGUAUUUUAAUUUUCUAUAAGAAAACAAAUCUUAACGAUAGCUUCAUUCCAUAAAUAUAAUAGCAGCAUAAUUUCCCUUUUAAAAUAAGUGGUUAUCAGAUGCAGUAUAGACAAAGCAAUAUGAAUAACCUUUGUAUGUAAAAUUCAUGCUAAAACUAAGCUUGCAUUUCAAACACAAGCAUUAGCAUGCCUUACUCUGUUUCCCAUACUGUAUUUUUGUUUUCUAAUUCUCUGUGAAUGCUCAGUUGUCAACAAAUGAGCAAAAAAUUCACUGUUAUACAACAAAUAUCAAUUUAAUGAACUAAGUUAAACUACGAGCUUUUUUUCAAUAAAAAAGCACUUUAAUGAAAAAA
Molecule: messenger RNA, 2857 nt
Organism: Crotalus tigris (Tiger rattlesnake)
Lineage: Eukaryota; Metazoa; Chordata; Lepidosauria; Squamata; Viperidae
Gene: PWP1
Product: PWP1 homolog, endonuclein
Exons: 15
Coding region: 136-1635 (499 amino acids)
Biological process (GO): rRNA processing
Cellular component (GO): nucleus
Molecular function (GO): protein binding
Source: RefSeq, a predicted model, not a curated record